Messenger RNA from Nanorana parkeri, 1953 nucleotides. It is a transcript of the gene WDR37, whose product is annotated as WD repeat domain 37. The record is from RefSeq and is a predicted model, not a curated record. NCBI's taxonomy places the organism in Eukaryota, Metazoa, Chordata, Amphibia, Anura, Dicroglossidae. Gene Ontology annotation, cellular component: preribosome, large subunit precursor. Gene Ontology annotation, molecular function: protein binding. The transcript is spliced from 15 exons. The coding region runs from base 256 to 1743 and encodes 495 amino acids.
GAGAAGGAGUUCGUGACAGACCAGGAAAGGGGCGGGACUUCCGUUGUCAAGGCAAAUGUCCGGAGCUGGAUGUGCGUGCGCUGGGUAGAGAGGAGGAGGAGGAGGAGACGGAGGCGAUCGGCUGCUGUGUUUGUGUAUCCCGGCCAGGUUGCAGAGUCUUGUACUAGAAGACCGACAUCCCUGAUGGGCCAGGAGCACAUAUCUGCCUAAAUACAGUUUCUCUUCAUUGUGCUGACAACCAAAAAGUGAGGCAGGAUGCCCACGGAAAGUGGAAGCUGGUCGACUGCGCGGCAGACCAAACAAAAGCGCAAGUCUAACAGCCUGACGUUAAAACGGACGAACAGCUCAGAGCAAGAGCGGCCCGGUCUGCAGAGGGACUUGCUGGAGGGACAGGAUUCUAAGCUGCCAUCAUCAGUGCGCAAUACACUCAUGGAGCUUUUUGGACAAAUAGAAAGAGAAUUUGAGAACCUAUAUAUUGAGAACUUGGAAUUGCGACGCGAAAUAGACACAUUGAAUGAACGCCUGUCAGUAGAAGGACAGACGAUCGAUGGAGCUGAUUUAAGUAAAGGUCAAAUGAAAACAAAAGCCAGCCACAGUACCAGCCAAUUGUCACAGAAGCUGAAGACCACUUACAAAGCAUCUACUAGCAAGAUAGUUUCCAGUUUCAAGACCACAACUUCUCGGGCGAUCUGCCAGUUGGUGAAAGAGUACGUUGGACACAGAGACGGACUUUGGGAUGUUGGAGUAACACGGACACACCCGGUGGUUCUGGGCACAGCUUCUGCUGAUCACACAGCAUUGCUUUGGAGUAUUGAAACAGGAAAAUGCCUUACCAAGUAUGUCGGCCAUGCUGGAUCAGUGAACUCAAUAAAAUUUCAUCCCACAGAUCAAAUUGCAUUAACAGCAUCUGGGGACCAGACAGCUCACAUCUGGCGCUACGUGGUUCAGUUACCCACUCCACUGCCAACGGCAGACACCAGUCAGAUUUCUGGAGAGGAGGAGGUGGAUUUUUCAGAUAAAGAUGAGGGUGACCCGGAUGGAGAUAUUUCCAAUGAUUGUCCCACUGUCCGAGUUCCCAUCACAUCCCUGAAAAGCCAUCAGGGAGUGGUCAUAGCAGCAGAUUGGCUGGUUGGCGGCAAGCAGGCAGUCACUGCGUCUUGGGACAGGACAGCCAACCUGUAUGAUGUAGAGACAUCUGAGCUGGUCCAUGCUCUAACAGGUCAUGACCAGGAGUUAACCCAUUGCUGUACUCAUCCCACACAACGCCUAGUGGUGACGGCUUCCCGAGACACAACCUUCCGCCUGUGGGAUUUUAGAGACCCAUCAAUACAUUCUGUGAAUGUUUUCCAGGGACACACGGACACCGUGACCUCUGCUGUAUUCACCGUGGGGGACAAUGUGGUGUCAGGAAGUGAUGACCGUACUGUGAAAGUCUGGGAUUUAAAGAACAUGAGAUCACCCAUUGCUACUAUUCGUACGGACUCCGCAGUAAACAGGAUUAGCGUGUCUGUCGGCCAGAGAAUCAUCGCUCUUCCACAUGACAACAGACAGGUUCGGUUAUUUGACAUGUCGGGUGUUCGAUUAGCACGCCUUCCUCGUAGCAACAGACAGGGCCAUCGCAGAAUGGUGUGCUGCACUGUCUGGAGCGAAGAUCACCCGACUUGCAACCUCUUCAGUUGCGGCUUUGAUCGCCAGGCCAUAGGCUGGAACAUAAACAUCCCGGCCCUGCUGCAAGAGAAAUAAUCCCGAGACAACGCACACUUGUGGAUUCUGUGUUUUAACCAUGGACACUUUUCUUUUUGUCGCAGGCACUUAGCCUGCCAUCAUUGUGAGAAGAGAUCCCAGACAUGAGUGCUUUGUAAAUGUGUUGUCUCCCUCAGUCUGUGUGGCGUAUCCGGAGGGAAAUUCUGCUACAACAUGCUCUCUCGUUUUAUCCAUGAUAUCCAUUGUAUC